CAGGGCUAUAAAGCCGCCUCGCAGCGGUCUGCGGCUCCUUCCCAGCCCCUGGCCUAGCUCUGCCAACGGUGACUGCCCAUCCUCGGCCGCAAUGAGCCACCACCCAUCGGGCCUUCGGGCCGGCUUCAGCUCCACCUCAUACCGCCGCACCUUCGGGCCACCGCCCUCACUAUCCCCCGGGGCCUUCUCCUACUCGUCCAGCUCCCGCUUCUCCAGCAGCCGCCUGCUGGGCUCUGCUUCCCCGAGCUCCUCGGUGCGCCUGGGCAGCUUCCGUAGCCCCCGGGCGGGAGCGGGCGCCCUCCUGCGCCUGCCCUCGGAGCGCCUCGACUUCUCCAUGGCCGAGGCCCUCAACCAGGAGUUCCUGGCCACGCGCAGCAACGAAAAGCAGGAGCUGCAGGAGCUCAACGACCGCUUCGCCAACUUCAUCGAAAAGGUGCGCUUUCUGGAGCAGCAGAACGCGGCCCUGCGCGGGGAGCUGAGCCAAGCCCGGGGCCAGGAGCCGGCGCGUGCGGACCAGCUGUGCCAGCAGGAGUUGCGCGAGCUGCGGCGAGAGCUGGAGCUGUUGGGCCGCGAGCGUGACCGGGUGCAGGUGGAGCGCGACGGGCUGGCGGAGGACCUGGCGGCGCUCAAGCAGAGGUUGGAGGAGGAAACGCGCAAGCGGGAGGACGCGGAGCACAACCUCGUGCUCUUCCGCAAGGACGUGGACGACGCCACUCUGUCCCGCCUGGAACUAGAGCGCAAGAUUGAGUCUCUGAUGGAUGAGAUUGAGUUCCUCAAGAAGCUGCACGAGGAGGAGCUGCGAGACCUGCAGGUGAGUGUGGAGAGCCAGCAGGUGCAGCAGGUGGAGGUGGAAGCCACGGUGAAGCCGGAGCUGACGGCAGCGCUGAGGGACAUCCGCGCGCAGUACGAGAGCAUUGCCGCGAAGAACCUGCAGGAGGCGGAGGAAUGGUACAAGUCCAAGUACGCGGACCUGUCCGACGCCGCCAACCGGAACCACGAGGCCCUGCGCCAGGCCAAGCAGGAGAUGAACGAGUCCCGACGCCAGAUCCAGAGUCUGACAUGCGAGGUGGACGGGCUGCGCGGCACGAACGAGGCGCUGCUCAGGCAGUUGAGAGAGCUGGAGGAGCAGUUCGCCCUGGAGGCGGGGGGCUACCAGGCGGGCGCCGCGCGGCUCGAGGAGGAGCUGCGACAGCUAAAGGAGGAGAUGGCGCGGCACCUGCGGGAGUACCAGGAGCUCCUCAACGUCAAGAUGGCCCUGGACAUCGAGAUCGCCACCUACCGCAAGCUGCUGGAGGGCGAGGAGAGCCGGAUCUCCGUGCCCGUCCAUUCUUUUGCCUCCUUAAGUAUAAAGACGACUGUGCCUGAGGUGGAGCCUCCCCAGGACAGCCACAGCCGGAAGACGGUUCUGAUCAAGACCAUUGAGACCCGGAAUGGGGAGGUGGUGACAGAGUCCCAGAAGGAGCAGCGCAGUGAGCUGGACAAGUCUUCUGCCCACAGUUACUGAACCCCUUGGUUCAGAGCCUUGACUCUGCCCUAGGCCUGCUCUAAGCCCAAACCCUAACACAACUCCUGAAUUGUCUCCUCUUCCACUGCAUGUGUCUAAAAGGUGGUACCAGGCAUCCCUUUCCUGGCUUAUGGCCAAGCCCUACCCGGCCAGCAGUCGCUGAGCCUCUCCCUGCCCUGACACUUGAUGUGACCUAUGUGCUCCCCUUUUCAUGUCCCGAUAAGAAGCCAAUGAUCCCCCCCCCCCCAGGACAAAUCUACUCCAGCCACGAUGAGACGUGGGUGAGCCAGGGUCUGAGUUUCACGUUUGAACCAAAUAAAAUAUGUCAAGAGAAAACUCUCCAGUGCA
Messenger RNA from Macaca mulatta (Rhesus monkey), 1852 nucleotides. It is a transcript of the gene PRPH, whose product is annotated as peripherin. Lineage: Eukaryota; Metazoa; Chordata; Mammalia; Primates; Cercopithecidae. Gene Ontology annotation, cellular component: cytoplasm; type III intermediate filament; plasma membrane. Gene Ontology annotation, molecular function: structural constituent of cytoskeleton. The record is from RefSeq and is a predicted model, not a curated record. Gene Ontology annotation, biological process: intermediate filament organization.